CUUACGGCAGUGCGCCCCAUGCAAACUUGUCCGGCUCCAUGCCUUGACGCAAUGCCGCCCAGGGCAUCGCCCGCUGCUCAUCAUGAGGCCAUGAAUAUAGGAGCCAACCGUUGAUUGGCUUCUCAGAGUUAUUUCAAGUUACGCCAGUCUAACUGCUGGGCUCCUACGGGUACUUACCUCAUAUGCGCGCGGGGAAGGUGGCUCAUGCUCCUUCAUGGCAUGGAUCCCGGACCUCUUGUUUCCAUCUGGGCUCACCUGCCUUCCAUCACCCUCCAUCCAAUGCUCGUCCGUCAUUUCUCCUCCUCAACCCACCCAGAACCUCCGCAGAAAGAGCUCCUUGACGUGGGUUGGAUCUGUCAGGAACUCUCUCUCCUCUCAGCUGUCACCCCCCCCACCCCCCUGUCUUCUCAUGGCCAUUCAUGUCUAUCCGUCCGGAUAGGUAGUAAAUAUCUCUUACUAUGUAGUGACCACUUCCUUGGACCAUGGACCUCCCACCUUAACUUGAUCUCUUCCAAUUGUUCCCGAACUCCUUUCGGCAUCGACCAUUUCCGUCCCACGUUACUUUGUUCCUCAGCACAAUCUACUCAGUAUCAGCUUCCAUCCAACCCUUCCCUUCCUUACUGCCUUGCAUCGGCAUCCGCACACGUUGCCUCUAUCCGUACCUACGGAGUACAGUUCACGCACUACGCAACCUGACCUUUCAGUUGGUCGCCGUUGAGAACCCUGGAGCUGAUCUUCCUUGAUCCUCGAACCCCCGAUCGCUUCCCCACCGGCACACCCGCUCAUUUAUAACCAAAACCCCAGAGCUUCCGGGCCUCGGUGGACC
Molecule: messenger RNA, 826 nt
Organism: Colletotrichum phormii
Lineage: Eukaryota; Fungi; Ascomycota; Sordariomycetes; Glomerellales; Glomerellaceae
Exons: 1
Coding region: 205-696 (163 amino acids)
Source: RefSeq, a predicted model, not a curated record